AUGACGACUGUUACUCGCCACUGUAAGUUUUGCUUUUUUUUUUUACUAAUUCAUACUUAUACAUCUACUUAUAUUUUUUUUUCAGCUGCACGUAUUAAAAAAUUAUUAGUUCAAGAAGUAGAUGUACAAGGUAGACCAAUCAAGCAGAUCAAUGAAAAACAGGACAUUAAAUUAAUUGGUCCUGUCACUCAGCUUGGUAAAAGAAAAAAUAUAUCUACUCAAAAGACAGCUGUCCAUAAAAUUCAACUUGAUGACCAGAAUAAAAAAAAACGACAAGCUUUAGAUGCAACUUUAAAAAGCACAAAAAAAAAAGUUACAAAUACUGCUGUUGAUUCAACGUUGCCUUUAAAUAAUACACCAAGGAAUGACAUAGUACCUCUUGUUGCUUCAUCUCAAAUACCUGAAUCAACUAACUUGCAACAAAAACAAUAUGUAUGCACCAAUGAUACAAUUGAUGGCAAAAAAGUAGUUGAAGAAGUAAUUCAUGCUAAAGGAAAAAAUAUAUCUACUCGAAAAGCAGCUGUUCAUAAAAUUCAACUUGAUGACCAGAAUAAAAAAAAACGACAAGCUUUAGAUGCAACUUUAAAAAGUACAAAAAAAAAAGUUACAAAUACUGCUGUUGAUUCAACGUUGCCUUUAAAUAAUACACCAAGGAAUGACAUAGUACCUCUUGUUGCUUCAUCUCAAAUACCUGAAUCAACUAACUUGCAACAAAAACAAUAUGUAUGCACCAAUGAUACAAUUGAUGGCAAUAAAGUAGUUGAUAAAGUAAUUCAUGGUACACAUGAAUAUUCUUACGUUCAACGUGAACCUUAUUGGCUUCAAAUACACAAACAAAAAAAAGAAAUACAACUUCUUAAAAACAAGGUUUAUCAAUUAACAAAAAUGUUGGAGAGAGGUGAAAAUGGGACUCAGAUGAUGCAGUUACCAAUGCAUUCUUCGGUUCCAAUGAGUUUAAGCAGACAUCCAACUUUACAAUAUUCAUUACCGCAAGGAGGACAACAAGCUGUUCUUCGUAGACCAUACUUUCCUCCCAUGCUACCACCAUUCUCACAAUUUCAAUCAUCAGCGUAUUCAGUUAUGCCAAACAACCAUGAUUCAAGAUUGAUGCCAUACAUGGAACCAUCAAAUAUUGUUUAUAACUUCACUGAUCCAUUAUUUUAUCCUUUUGCUGGUGGUUUUUGAUAAUAAAUUGUAUU
Aphidius gifuensis is the source of this 1199-nucleotide messenger RNA. RefSeq lists its product as uncharacterized. Lineage: Eukaryota; Metazoa; Arthropoda; Insecta; Hymenoptera; Braconidae. The transcript has 5 exons. The coding region runs from base 1 to 1185 and encodes 394 amino acids. The record is from RefSeq and is a predicted model, not a curated record.